AUGACUUCAUCAGCGUUCACAGCAUCUCAAAAUCCAUCAGAUUUGCCUAUCUCUUCCUUGAAUGAGUAUGACAAAGCGCCUAUUAUCGCAAUUAUCGGGGUAGGCUAUGUCGGAGAACAUCUUAUGGAAGUGUUCUCUUCCACUUUUCAGGUCAUUGGCUACGAUAUAUCGACUCCGCGUAUAGAGAGACUGCGUUCGAAAUAUUCUUCGAAACGCCAUACCAAGCUCUCAAACGAUGAGAGAGACUUGAAAGACGCGUCUCACUUUCUCGUCUGCGUACCGACAACCGUAGGAGUGGACGGCAAGGUUGACUCCUCGCACAUUUGCAGCGCAAUAGCCAUGCUCCAGAAAUAUGUGAACAACAAGUCCAUCGUGGUGAUAGAGAGUACGGUCGCAGUUGGGAUGACGAGGAAGUUCCUUGGACCACUGGCUGCAUCGCGCGGUAUCUUUGCCGGAAUGUCACCAGAGAGGAUUGACCCUGGCCGAGUUGAACCCCCUCCUAGAUCGAUUCCCAAAGUCGUCUCUGGACUUGACGACAUCGUUCCAGGCUCGCUGGAUGCUAUCACACGAUUGUACGAGACAGUGUUCGACACCGUCAUACCAGUCAGCAAACCCGAGGUCGCAGAAAUGUCAAAGCUGUAUGAGAACUGUCAAAGGACCAUAGCUAUCGCCUACGCGAACGAGAUGGCAGACGCCUGCCAGGGUUUGGGAAUCGAUCCUUUUGAGGUGGCACACACCGCCGCAAGCAAGCCCUUUGGAUAUCUGCCUAUGUAUCCCUCACUAGGCAUUGGCGGUCAUUGCAUACCCGUAAAUCCGAUAUACUUCAUGUCGACUUGCAGUCUUCCACUCCUCCAGCAAGCUCAUGAACGAACCAUGUCACGUCCUUCGCGCAUCGCCAGCCAGCUUCUCAUUUCGUUACUGGAAGAUACCCAGCGCAAGCACGGUGCGACACGCCGACCCAGUCUUCUCGUAGUAGGAGUCGGAUUCAAGUCUGGCCAGUCGGAUCUAUCCAAUUCGCCCGGAUUGCAACUACUCAACUACAUGCGCCAAUCUGGCGAAGUAGACCUGAUGUUCUGCGAUCUUUUGGUAAACCAGAAGACCAUACCUGAGGUGCCGAAACUGGAAGAAAGCUUAUGGACACCGGACGCAUUGAAGACAUUUGACGCAAUUGUGGUAGCUGCGAAACAACCCGGUCUGGAUUACAAUGUUCUAGAUACCUUGUCAGAUGUGCGGGUUGAUGUUUGGAACCGAUGA
Alternaria arborescens is the source of this 1254-nucleotide messenger RNA. RefSeq lists its product as hypothetical. The transcript is spliced from 2 exons. The coding region runs from base 1 to 1254 and encodes 417 amino acids. The record is from RefSeq and is a predicted model, not a curated record. Gene Ontology annotation, molecular function: oxidoreductase activity, acting on the CH-OH group of donors, NAD or NADP as acceptor; oxidoreductase activity, acting on the CH-CH group of donors, NAD or NADP as acceptor; NAD binding. Lineage: Eukaryota; Fungi; Ascomycota; Dothideomycetes; Pleosporales; Pleosporaceae. Gene Ontology annotation, biological process: polysaccharide biosynthetic process.